AUGUUAUCAAAACAGCCCGAUGGGAAAACAGAGUCAAAAUACAUCACUGGUGUUUCGAAAGGAGCCUCUAAUAACGCCAUUGAUGACAACGCAGGCAACUUUGAAGUAUCAAAACAGACGGCUAAUGGUAGUACCAGCGACGUACAUAACGAGAUUCAGUACAAAUGCCAACCAACUGAUUUAAUUAGCACCUGUCAGCCUUUACAUUACUCCAAGAGGUUAUUGCCUGUUACAGCACUUUACAGUUUUCCCGGGUCUGGAAAUACAUGGAUGAGACAUCUUAUACAACAAAUAACAGGUAUAUACACCGGUGCAGUCUACAAUGACACCAUUUUAAAAAAGCAUGGCUUUCCUGGCGAGGGACAAACAGACGGACACGUUAUUGUUGUUAAAACACAUCGAGUUUAUUUCUUACCAAGAGGAAAGUAUAAACGCGCCAUUAUCAUUAUACGUAACCCAUUCGACGCUUUUUUGGCAGAGUUUAAACGACUUAAUGGAGGCCAUGUAUCAGAGAUUACAGAAGGAGUAUUCAAAGAAAAAAAUAUGGGACGUCGUUUUAACAAUUUUUUACUUUCUAGAAUAGACGCAUGGUUCAAGGGAACACUGUCUGCGUUAAAAUCAUUUGAUACGAAUAGUUCGUCAUUAAUUGUACAUUACGAAAAUCUUAAAACAAAUUUAAGACACGAACUUCUAAGAAUAGGUAGUUUUCUUGGAUUCAGCAUAUCAGAAGAUAUUCUCAAAUGCACUGUUUGUAACUCCGAGGGUAAUCACCAUAGAAACACAAGUGGAUUUUUCAAUCCAUUUUCGAAACAAGAUACAUUCAAGAUUUCGUCGUAUAUCAAAGCAGUUAACGCAACGCUCAAAGAAACAUGUGGUGAUUCGUGUGUGUUUCCAUACUCAACUCCUACUCUAACUGAGUUACUUUAAUAGAUCCGUUAUUGAGUAUAUCUUCGGAAUCGAUGUUGUUGUAAUCUCACAUUAAAGGCAGAAUCAGAUCUUGGGGAUGACAAAAUUACAAGCAACAUGUACAGUUGACCUACCAAUCUAUUCCUUACAAUCUCAAAUACAAUACCUCCCAAAAGAUUCAGGAUAUGAUAUAAAUUGAUGAAG
Messenger RNA from Owenia fusiformis, 1110 nucleotides. The record is from the annotation of a GenBank genome assembly. Lineage: Eukaryota; Metazoa; Annelida; Polychaeta; Sabellida; Oweniidae.